Messenger RNA from Mesorhabditis spiculigera, 741 nucleotides. Lineage: Eukaryota; Metazoa; Nematoda; Chromadorea; Rhabditida; Rhabditidae. The record is from the annotation of a GenBank genome assembly.
AUGGCUACUCAAAUGAGCCUUCAGUCGGCUCAAGAAGCCUGGAAGCAGAUUGACGCGCUCGGGGUCGAUGGUGUUCGAAGCAAGAAGGGCAUCUACGUGACCGUUAACGGCAACGAUCCUACCGGAAAUGUGGUAAUUCGCACGACCAAUCAGCCGUCGAGCGACGGUACAAACGAUGCUUUCAAAACCAUACUGGCCAAGGGGCUGCCAAUCACAAGAUUCGCUUGCGAGCGCGCGCUCACCCAAAAGCGCAUCGACGACUACUUCCGGACGCAGAAAAGUCGCUACCGUGAUCCCGAGCUGCUGACAACGCAGCAACGCAUCGGCAGGGACUGCAAAGCCACCGGACAGACCACCGUAUUCUUGGACAUUGACAGCCAGAUAAAGAGCAAGGCAUCGUACGUCCGCCCGGCUCAAGUUUUCAUCGCUCUGCUUAAGGCGCUUCGAGACAACGUCUGGACGCCGGAGGGCUGCGUGACGAUCGCUUUCAGAGACUUCCUCAACGAGACUCGCGCUGAGGCAAAAGACAUCGCCAAAGCCUUCAUGGGCCAAAUCGCUGACCUUCUCGUCGAAGGGGGUGUGAACACAAACCAGUUGCGCAUGGUGGUCAGGACCGAUGUCGGGGACGCGCUACGAACUUAUGAUCGGAUCAAAACGUGUGAAAAUGUUUUCGAGGGUACGGUAGAUGGAUUGCGCACCCCGCAACCGGGCGCCGCUGGUGCCCCGCGCCCUGCCAACGCC